AUGGCACCCCCACGUAGCUGUUUCUUUCAUCUCCUCUUGUCUUGCUUUCUGCUAGCUGCGACCAGCAGAAGCUCAGACGCAGGCGGCGGUGCGCCCCAGCUGCAAGACAUUGACUGCUCAACCGAAGGCAACUACACCGCCACAGAUGCCUACGCCGCCAAGCUAAACCAACUCCUCGCCACGCUGCCGAUCACCACCGUCUCCAAGAACGGCGGCUUCUUCAACGGCACGGUCGGCCAGGGUACUCCCGUCGUCGUCUACGGCCUUGCCAUGUGCUCUGCUGACUUCUCACGGCCGGACUGCACCGACUGCCUCACCGCGGCCAGCUCCAACGCCACUGGACUCGCGAAACGUUGCCCUGGCAGCGUAACAGCCUCCAUCAUGUUCGAUCAGUGCAUGAUUCGCUACUCCAACCGCAGCUUCUUUGGUACCGCAGAGACUGAUAUCGCCUUCAGCCAGACUAGCAGUGAAAUCGUGGCCUCGAAGAUACAGUACAGCGACAACUUGAAGCAGGGCUUAGCUUAUCUCAGCGCGCAGGCGGCGAUGUCGCCGGAGCGGUUCGCCGCGAGCUCGACGGCUCCAUUCGCUCUGGUGCAAUGCACGUGGGACCUCCCAUCGGACAAGUGCAAGGCGUGCAUCGACACCCUGUCGGCGAACGCAACCAACCUGUUCCAGGUCGGGAUCGAAGGGCAGACCAAGACCUACAGCUGCCGUGUCAGGUACAGCAACGCCAGCUUCACCGUGGUGCCGCUCGUUGAUCCAGCAGGUAAUAACAUAACAGGACCUCCUAAUUCUAUUGACACUACUACAAAUAAAAUCUCCAGUAAAGCUAUCAUUGCUGGAGCUGUAACCGGCACAGUAGUGAUUGUGGGGAGCAUGAUAGCCGUUCUCUUUUGUCUUAUACGGAAACGUCAACUUCCGUACCAGCGUCUUAAAAAUGAAAGGAAAGAAGGAGGAGUCAUGAAACUGGAAUUUUUGGUCGAAAUUACAAGUAAUUUCUCUGAAGGAAAUAUACUCGGCACUGGGGCAUUUGGACAAGUAUACAAGAUGUAG
Messenger RNA from Sorghum bicolor (sorghum), 1053 nucleotides. RefSeq names its product cysteine-rich repeat secretory protein 38. The record is from RefSeq and is a predicted model, not a curated record. Bases 1 to 1053 code for a protein of 350 amino acids. The transcript is spliced from 5 exons. Lineage: Eukaryota; Viridiplantae; Streptophyta; Magnoliopsida; Poales; Poaceae.